Molecule: messenger RNA, 1394 nt
Organism: Eupeodes corollae
Lineage: Eukaryota; Metazoa; Arthropoda; Insecta; Diptera; Syrphidae
Gene: nSMase
Product: putative neutral sphingomyelinase
Exons: 5
Coding region: 94-1314 (406 amino acids)
Cellular component (GO): cytoplasm
Molecular function (GO): sphingomyelin phosphodiesterase activity
Source: RefSeq, a predicted model, not a curated record
AAACAAAUGACAACUCACCCAGCAACCACCUGACUUUUUAUUAUUAUUUAUAUUGUUUUUUGUUAUAACAUUUUAUGGCCAAACAAAUAGACGAUGUCCGUGGAACUAAAUAUUUUAACACUAAACAUAUGGGGUAUUCCAUACAUUUCAGAUGAUCGAGAGACACGAAUCAAUUCCAUCAGCUCGGAGUUGGCUACUGGAAAAUACGACAUCGUAAGCUUGCAAGAAGUCUGGUCACAAAAUGAUUACAAUUCAAUCAAACAGAAUCUCGAGACUGUUCUUCCAUUCUCGCAUUAUUUUUACAGUGGCGUUAUGGGAGCUGGAUUGUGUGUCCUCUCAAAAUAUCCCAUCAUAGGUGCUCUGUUUCAUGCUUGGUCAGUUAAUGGGUACUUUCACCGAAUACAACAUGCUGAUUGGUUCGGUGGAAAAGGAGUUGGACUUUGCAAAAUUCUAGUCAAUGGACAUCUCAUACAUUUUUAUAAUGCACACUUGCAUGCGGAAUAUGAUGUUGAAAAUGAUGAAUACAAGACUCAUCGAGUGAUUCAGGCCUUUGAUACAGCUCAAUUCAUUGAAGAAACUCGAGGCAAUUCUAUUCUACAAAUUUUAGCUGGAGACUUAAACACACAACCUCAAGAUAUAUCUUACAAAGUUCUACUAUACACAUCAAAAAUGAUCGACUCCUGUCCGGAUGAGAAUAUUGGCACAAACGAGUGUCAUCACAAUUCAUACACCUCAAAGAAGCUAAGUGAGAAAAAUCCAAAUGGCAUUCGCAUUGAUCAUAUUUUCAUACGAAGUGCUGAGAGCUAUGACGCCCACAUUGCCAAAUACUCCCUCCCGUUGCCGGAGCGUAUUCCAGGCAUGAAAAUAAGUUAUUCUGAUCAUGAGGCCGUGAUGACUAAAUUAAAACUUACUUCCAAACAAUGCUCAAGCGAUAAAUUAGUAGAUGAUAAAAAUGAAUUCUGCGAAAAGCAAAGCUCACUUGAGGAAUCCGAACUGAAGACAAUUGAAGUGCUUCAAGAGUGUGUGCAUCUUUGUGAGACGAGUUUGCAUAAACUCAAAACAGAUCGCAUUUUGUACUUUAGCAUAGCGAUUUUCGUAACGUUUUUACUUUUGGCGCUGGUUGAUUAUUCAGUCCCAAUUGGAUUUAAAACUUUGUAUCUGUUGUUGAAGUUUAUCCUUUUUGGAAUAAUCUUAUUUGCUUUGUUUAUGGGGUCGCUGUGGAAUUAUAUAGAACAGAAUGGCAUUUUAUCUGGCAAAACUUCAAUGGAAAUUAAGUUGCGGAGAUUGGGAGAGUUGGAACUGGAGCUACAUUGAUAUUUUUUAAAACUAAGUGUUUAAAUUAAGUGAAAAAGUUAAUAAAGUAUUCUAUCUGUCAGCGAUUUAUGUAAAAUAGA